AUGUCCUCUGCUCAUGAUGCCACCACCAAGAUCUCCAUUGACACGUUCGACGGCGACAACUACGCGACGUGGAGCCGCUACAUGCGUGGCGUGUUCCUGACCAAGUCGGCGUGGCACGUGGUGAACCGGGAUACGUCGCUAAUCUACGCGGACGAUCGCGCCAUGGACGACUACGUCAAGGCCAACAACAUUGCUUUCGGACUGAUGCUGCUGCACAUGGACGCAGACUACCAUCACAUCGUCGAUGAAUGUGAAGAGGCGUGGGUCGCGUGGGCGCGUUUGAAGACGCUGUACGGCGGGUCGCAGAAGGCUGGACGCAUCUACUUGAAUCGUCAGCUGUUCAGCAUGGAGAUGGCGGAAGGCGGCACUGUGAUGCAUCAUUGCAACGAAGUCCUCAACAUCAGCGCGAAGCUCAGCAGCAUCGGCGCCAAGAUGGAGGACGAGGACGUGGCGAUCUACUUGUUGCGCAGCCUCCCCAAGAGCUACGAGAACGUCGUUCUCAACUCGGAGAUGAGCAGCGCGGAACUGCGAUCGCGAGACGUCGUGAGAGUGCUCACGAAUGAGCACAUCAAGAGGCAAGGUGACAAGACGACAUCGGUGAAGACUGAAGACGCGGCGAAGGCGUUCAGUGCCGAGCGUGAACCUCGCCAGUGUACAUACUGCGGAAAAUUGGGGCACGCGGCGGAGCGGUGCUGGACCAAGCAGAAGGACGAAAAUCAAGGUGGAGCUCGACGCGGCGGCAACAAUGCUGUGGACGCGGAGCCAACAACGUUCAGUGGCGAACCAACAGCAACUACGACGACAACUACGAUCGAGUUGCUCGACAGCGGUGCGACGCAUCACAUCUGCAACGACAAAGCCAAGUUUGCAAGCUUGAAUGAGCGAGAGGAAGGCGAACUAUCAGUGGCUGAUGGCAGCAAGGCUGCGAUCAAGGGUGUGGGAACCAUCAUGGAACGGGUGGUUCUGCCCAAUGGUGACCAACGCGACAUCGAGAUCAAGGACGCACUGUUCGUACCAAGUAUGAGCAAGAAUCUGCUUUCGGUGCCACAGAUCAACAAGGGUGGCAGGUUCCAAGUCGUGUUCGACGGGUCCAAGAUGCAAGUGAAGCGCAAGAAUUCCACACAAGUCGUGGCAACAGCGGAUCUCGUCGAUGGACUUUACUGGCUGCGGACUCCUCAACGAUCGGCGAAUGCAGCAACACGAAAUGGGACUAUCGACUUGCAUGCGCGCAUGGAUCAUGCACCUCUCGAAGUUCUGCGCAAGAUGGUGGCCACCAGCAUGAUCAAGGACGCCAAGGCACCUCUCAACUCGACUGGUCCAAGUGUGUGUCGCGGUUGCCAGCAAGGAAGGAUGGUCCAAAGACCAUUCCCAACCAACCGUGACAAACGCCAAUAUGGUGUGUUCGAGUUGCUGCACUUCGACAUCUGCGGGCCAAUGGAACAAGUCUCGAUCGGCGGCAGCAGCUACUUUUGUGGUUGA
This is a messenger RNA of Peronospora matthiolae, 1479 nucleotides long. NCBI's taxonomy places the organism in Eukaryota, Oomycota, Peronosporomycetes, Peronosporales, Peronosporaceae. The record is from the annotation of a GenBank genome assembly.